Molecule: messenger RNA, 1319 nt
Organism: Anthonomus grandis grandis
Lineage: Eukaryota; Metazoa; Arthropoda; Insecta; Coleoptera; Curculionidae
Exons: 3
Coding region: 181-1113 (310 amino acids)
Source: RefSeq, a predicted model, not a curated record
UACAUUAUUCAUUCCAGUAUUCCCGCUUUUCUGUGUAUAUGUAUUCCGCUUUAUUGUAUUUUUUAAUUUAUUGUAUUGUUUACAUUGUAAUUGAUUUGAAACGACUGUCUAUAUGUAAAUUAUUCUAUAUUCCCAAAACGUCUUUUGCCUCGGAAUAAGUAUUUACAAGAUAUUCAAAACAUGACGAAAACCCCUAAGAAAUGCAAGAUCAUUUCAAAAGGUCUGAACCCACUCCAACCGACGAUAUCAGGCUGGCUUACCAAAUCUCCAUCAAAACCAACAGAACCAGAAAAAUCGAAACAACAACUUCUUAAUGAGAAGUAUAAAAAAACUUCAAAAAAGAAAACAGUUCAGAAGAUAGAGGAAAAGAAACAAAGGGGAAUUAAAGAUAAUUUAAUUAAAUCACCAUUAAAUAUAACAACCAAAUCACUUUUGAGAGCUAGUGGGAGUAGUGAAUCUAAAGGACCAAAGAAAUCUUUGUCUAGGUUUAAUUCUGCUAGUAGUGAUGAAUUACCUAGUUAUGUGACUAAGAAACCUAGUGGCACUGUUAGGAAACGAAAAGCUAAACAACCAGAUUCAUUUCAAAAAUAUGGUGCACACUUGCCUUCUGCAGAAGAACUUAUUACAACUCAAAACCAACUGUCAAGCUAUAAAAAUCAAGUACAAGAAGCUCAGCAUGUAAGGGAACCAUUAUUCAAAUCGUUGUGUACCCCUGAAAAAGUAAAAGAUAUCCAACCUUUGCCAUUGUUAGAUUGUAAGCACCUAAGCUUAGAAGAUAUCGAUCGAUAUUUCGAAGAUAACAUCACGUUUUUGUCACAAAUUAUCACAGGAAAAAUUUACUCCGACCGCCACAAACGCUAUUACGAUAAAGAAAAUGUGCAGGAUAUCCAAACUGCUGCAAAUUUAACCUGCAGCACCAGUACUAUAGUUUUUAGCUUUGAGCAGCUUGAUAAAAUGAUUGCUUUAAUGCGGGAAAAGUUUGAUCCUAAGGAUCUUAAUACUAGUUAUUCUGUUAAAGUUCUAGUCCCAGAGCUGUGCCUAAGGAUAUUUAUGGAUGUUCAUGGUAUGAACAAACGUGAAGCCAACCGCUAUUUGCUAAACAGACCCAUUUAAAUUAUUUGUUAUAGUAUUAUAUAUUUUUUAAUAACUUGGGUCUUAUAAAAGGGCCCCUACUUUUUCUGUUAAUGUUUGUGAUUAAAAAAAAAGUAGUCUUAGUUUUUUUUUAUUAAAAUUAAAUGUCACAUAUCAGUCAGUUAGAUUUACAAAGAUUUUGCUGUACUUAAUUAUUUUCCUGUUUUAUUAAAGAUAAAGUAGAAGAA